GGCGAGGGGGUGGAGUCUUUGACCGGCGGUGCGGAGACGACACCGUCGGACCAACUUGAGACACGAAGUGAAAGAGUGGGAGGAAAUCUUCAAAUAAUAAUAAUAAUAAUAAUAACAAAUAACUGACGAACAAGAAAAAGCAGGCAGUGUGGGUCCACAGGAACCAGGAAGUGAGCGGUGGGAGGCGACGAGUCACAGGACAGGUGACACAGGCGGUGAUGUCUUCAGGUGAGGACGGUCUGAUUGGGAUCCCCUUCCCGGAGCACAGCAACGAGCUGCUGUCCCACCUCAAUGACCAGAGGCGUUCGGGGCUCCUAUGCGAUCUCACUCUGACCUCUCAUGGGGCACGCUACCCGACCCACCGCUCCGUCAUGGCCGCCGUCAGUCUCUACUUCCGACGGCUCUUUGGGUCAGAAGAAGGCAGCUUUGGCGAGGGCGGCGGUGGCGGAGGUUUCAGCGUGUGCCAGCUGGAUUGCGUUGCGCCCGACGCCCUGGAUGCCCUGCUAGAGUUCGCCUAUACGGCCACUCUGACCAUCCCCUGCUCUGGAAUGAGGGACGUCCUGCGGGGGGCUCAGCUUCUGGGCAUCCAGUGUGUGGCGGACGCCUGCAGGGACAUCCUGGGGGAGAAGGCGGAGCCGGACGAGGAAGAGAAGCAGAGGGACGAACACGCUUCUGCUGUUCGGCCAGGAGAAGAGCAUGGAUCCCGAAGGAAAACUGACAGAAAGAAGAUGAAAAAAGUGGGGCCGCAUCACAUCGAUUCAUUGUUGAACCCGCUGCCUGCUUCUCCCGUCUCGUACCCCGCACCUCUAUCGGAGAGCUUGCGCUUGCUGACCCCCGCCCAGCCCCCCAGUCCUGAACCAGACGAGGUCCACUUGCGAUGGAGGCAGAAUGGGGUCCGGGUACCAGAGAGGGGGCCCACGUUAAACGGAGGACACCUCCAUUGGAUGCACGAACGCCCCCCACCUCCAGCAGCUCCACCAGAGGACAAACUGUCCGAGGAAGAUGACAUGGAGGGCUUUGGCAACGAAGGUACGCUGAUGGAAAGCACCUCCACCGCUUCCUCUGUGCCCGAGCCAGGAGAAGGCGCGGCAGCAGCCCCUGCGACGACGGCGAUGGGAGUAGGCAGGAAGAGGAAGUCGCAAAUGCCUCAGCAGUGUCCCGUCUGUCAGAAGAUCAUCCACGGGGCGGGAAAACUGCCUCGACACAUGAGGACGCACACCGGAGAGAAGCCCUUCCAGUGCUCCGCCUGCGGGGUUCGCUUCACCAGGAAUGACAAGUUGAAGAUCCACAUGAGGAGGCACACAGGCGAGCGGCCCUACUCGUGUCCGCACUGCCCAGCCCGCUUCCUGCACUCAUACGACCUGAAGAACCACUUAUCCCUGCACAGCGGCGCGCGGCCCUUCGAGUGCCUGCUCUGCCACAAGGCCUUCGCGCGGGAGGAUCACCUCCAGCGCCACCGUAAGGGACACAGCUGCCUGGAGCUGCGCACACGGCGGCCCAGACGAGACCACGACGACCAAGAAGAAGUGGACAUAGACGGAGGUGAGACCAUCAUGUCCCUCAAGCCCCCACCGGCCCACUCCUCUGCGUAUCUGCGGCCCACCAUGCUGGAAGGCGGGAUGUUCCAAGCAGAUGUCGAUAGGGAGCGCUCGCUCGCCCUGCAGGCUCUGGCGCAGCUCAGCCCGCACCGGUUCGCCAACUACCAGAGCCUUUAUCUGCGAGGCGUGGAGCUGCGAGGGGGCAGGGAAGACGAGCCCAAGGAUUCGGGGGGAGUCAACUCGCAACAUCACAGCUGGCCACAGGAAGCGGAAGGGAAGAUUGGAACUAUUGAGCAAUGCACUAAGUGGUUACAGGACCUCAAAUGGGAGAAUAAGAUGCUGGUGUGCUCCGACACGCUCUUCAUGCAGACAAGAAAACAAUAAAAUUACAAUCAUGAAUAGUUAAUAUUCCGAGCUGGUUUAGAAUUGCAUUUACAUGAACUACUACUGGUCUUAAUGGAGAGCGUUAGUGCUUGGUCCAAAUGGAGUGAGUGCGUGCGACUCAAUGCCAGUUGUGAAAUGUACCUCUAUAUAUGUUUUAGUGGCUUGGGUGAAGGGAGGAGGGUCCAAGACCACCUCACUAUCAGGGAUGUGUUUGAUUUUGUCUGUCAGUUUCUUUUUUAGCUGACCUUCGCUUUAUGUCUUGUCCUUUUUUUACCCCUUCCACAUAAUGUCAGUCAAAGAACACAAAUAAUAAUAACAAUAAAAAAAAGUCUAAGCUUGCUUUCUGCUGCUUUUUUCCCCCCCAUAUAAUUAUUUCAAUCAAUCAAGUAAGUUUUUUUGAAGAGCUUUUCAUAAAUAUUAUAUAUAUUUUUUAAUUGAAACUCAAAGAGCAUCCAAGGUGAAGAAACACCAUCUCAGGGAGCCGUCUGCACCAGGACCGGCGCAAAGGCCGCGGCCUCGGGCCACCAGGAUGCAGCCCCCGCCCGGUGUUGCAUCACAGCGAGAGGCUUUUUGGCCUCUGGGGAAUGAGGGCUGUGUUUUUUGUUGUACUGCCAUGAAGGAGAUAAUAGCUCCUAAUCUGCCACACUGGCCCAAUGCAUGUUGGCAGAUUGCCCAAUUUACUCCUGUAGUUUUACCUACAGUUAAGACCCCUAAGCGACGACAACACGGUGGGCAUGUAGGGUGUGCACACAUAAUUUACAAAUAUUAUAUUAGUUAAAAGCUAAAUUAAAAAGUCGGGUCUUGAACCAUUAGCAGGUCUCCCACACUGUUUUAGAGGACAAUCCUUCCUCUGGCUAAAACAUAAAAUGGGAUUGAUGUAAUAUCAAAGAUAACGACUACCAUUUGGUACAGCGGGGGAGGCCUAACUUAACCCUCGACUUUUUGGCACCACAUAAACAAACCUGCAGGGAUGCGGUUCAUUUAUGAAAAAGAGAGACACCUUAUAGAUGGGCGGAGCCAGAGGGUAGGCCGGGUUGCGCUGGACCCCCCUGAAAUCUGAUUGGACCCCCAGAUGAUUGACAUAUCACGGCACCGCGCGUCUUGUCGAACGGAGAUACAAUUGAGCAUUUUGAACUCAGUGACGCCUUUUGGUUGCUAAGUCCCUCCUGUACAGUAGUGGGCGCUGUGUACCACAAAUAGUUGUAAUCAAAAUGUAUUAGGAGAAGAAGAAGAAUCGCCACAGAAGAAGAGGAUUUGCCCCAGAGCCAAUCUACGACGUCAUGCUACAGUAAGUUUUACGGUGCUGUCCUAAUGAGUCACUGUUUAAAAACACUUUUGUGGUCAGAUAGGAGAUCGUUUUGCUAGCAAGCCACGGGUGUCAAGCUAAAGUUAACAUUAAGUUACAGCUCAUGGGGGGUAAAAACGAAAACAUGCAGUUUUUCAACAAGCAGCCAGUGCUGCGUGCCAGUCUCUCUCGCCCGCUGGCACACACAAACACGGGCACAUGGACAAGUUACAUCUCAUGGCGUCUACACGUGACCAGUGUCAGCUUCCAACAGCCACUCCACAUUAACGUGUACAUUUAAUUCGGGUUGCUGCUUAUAUUGACGUGUUUCUCCAAUGAUUUUAGAGGAAUGAAACUAGGAGACAAUCGGACAGCUAGCUGUUUCAUGCGCUGUUGGCUUAAGUGAAAUAUAACGCGAAGGAGGCUGGGGGGAUUAUCCUUCACGUUUUGCCCUUUGUUGUGCCUCUAAAUGUUUGGUUGUUUAAAAGCUUUAAAACUGACACCGCUACAGUGUCAAAAGUGUUAAUGGUGCCCCCCAAUCUUCGAUGCAGCAUCUUAUUUCAUGCACAAUGUACUGCACAACAAGCUAGCUAAAAACACUUUUAAGACAAACCAGUGGAGUGCUUUCAAAGAAAACGUCAGGAGUUGAGGGCAUCACAAAAGUGCUGUUAAUGAGCUUCACAAGUGGAACUUGUUUAAAAAGCAGAAAUACUGUAAUUCAAGUUAAUUCUACCUUUAUAUUUCAGAGUUUGAUUUCUGAAAUUUCACCAGUUUUGCCAAUUUACCUUGUUUAAAAUAGGUGUAGCCUACCUGUAAUUCUGGUGAAUUCUGCCUUUUUAUUUAAGUAUUUUGUUUUGUUUGAUUUGAUUCAAGAAGUCUGCCUUUUUAUUCAUAAAAAGUGUGUCUUUUUAUUUCACAUUUGUCAUGUUUGUUCAUGUUUCAUAUAUAUCAACUGUGCAUAAAGGCUUUUGUAUUACUGGUCCAUUUUUUUGUGAAAUAAAUUUUAGUUGCUAAAGAAAGUCAUUAAGUCACAACUGACAUUUUAGACAAAGUUAAAUUUUGGCUCCUGAGGCAAAAGCAGUUGGGAACCACUAAGUAACUGAAUGUUUGAAUAUGAAACUUACAUAUACAGUGGUCUAUUUCCCCUGACAUUUUUUAGGCUUGAAGUGGGGAUUUGCUAAGUUACAAUUGUUUAAUUGUAAGUGAUGCUAAAAGUUACAAAACUGGCCUUUUUUUUAAUAGGGUCUGUAGAGAAAUUAAAAGACAGGGGGACAAGAUAUAUAACUUCUUUUUAAAGAGAAGCAAGUCAGGCAACGGUAAGAGUGGACAGAGUGUUUGUGUGCGUGAGUACCUGUGUGUGUGAGUGAGUGAAUAACUGUGAGCGGGUUACUCUGAUUGAAAAAUGGUUGCAGUUGUUGAAGCUGUGUUUGUAUGUACAUUGUUUUGAAAACAUUAAAAACAUUAAUAAACUUUAAUUAAUGCGCACAAACCUCAUCUUCAGUGUGCUUAGUAUAUACAGUUAAACAUUUAGAAACUCUGAUUGCAAUUCAUUGGUUGAUAAACAAAUCAUAGUCUGUGGACCCCCUGAAAUAGCCUUGGCCACCCCGAAGAUAAAAGACUAGCUCCGCCACUGCUUAUAGACAGAAGCGACACCAGCGUUGUUUCAAAGGAGAAGCAUUUUUCGCAUUGUCAUUCAAAGCCGCCCAGUCUAGUGGUGGUCUUUGAGAGUACGAGCACAGAUCCGAGACUUUUUAAGCUUGUGAACAAGAAUUUCCGGCAGGGUUUUUCCUGAUCUGACUCCAAAAAGAGCAGUUAUGACAUGUAGACUUCUCAAUAAACCGAAUUAGCCCAAAAGCCUGUGUCUCUUAAGUGUUCUUUUGUUCCUGCUCAACGGAAGCGGCGCUCACGCGGAUGAACACAAACAA
Messenger RNA from Phycodurus eques (leafy seadragon), 5132 nucleotides. RefSeq names its product zinc finger and BTB domain-containing protein 7B-like. Gene Ontology annotation, biological process: regulation of transcription by RNA polymerase II; positive regulation of gene expression. The record is from RefSeq and is a predicted model, not a curated record. The transcript is spliced from 4 exons. The coding region runs from base 219 to 1922 and encodes 567 amino acids. NCBI's taxonomy places the organism in Eukaryota, Metazoa, Chordata, Actinopteri, Syngnathiformes, Syngnathidae. Gene Ontology annotation, molecular function: DNA-binding transcription factor activity, RNA polymerase II-specific; protein binding; RNA polymerase II cis-regulatory region sequence-specific DNA binding.